This is a messenger RNA of Prorocentrum cordatum, 1095 nucleotides long. The record is from the annotation of a GenBank genome assembly. NCBI's taxonomy places the organism in Eukaryota, Dinophyceae, Prorocentrales, Prorocentraceae.
CGUGCAGCGUGCGCGCUGUCCGCCUCGCUUGGGCUGCAGCUGCCCAUGGGGUGGGUGGAGGCCGACGCGGGCCAGGGAUAUGCACCUGGAGUGUGGCACAUCCCUGCUGCCGACACGCUGCAUCGUGACGCCGUUGCCUGGGCAGCCGCAGCAUUCGCAAAUGGUGUCGCGGCGGGCUGUCACAUCGUCCCUCUUCUCCGUGGUGACGACGCGGAGCCCGAGGAGCAGACCAGAAUGCUCGACACCUUCGGCGCAGUUGUGAGCACCGACGGCACCGUGCUGGCUGACGAUGCGAAGGGCAACCAGAGCAGUACCCAGAACGCCUGCGAGACGGAGGUGAACUCGGGCGACGUGCUGCAGAUCCUGGCGCGGUGGGAGGCCGCACAAACAACCCCCAGCAGCGCGGAGCCCGUGGGCCAGGGCAGGAUACUCGACACCUUCGGCACGGAGCUGAGCGCCGACGGCAACCUGGAGGCCGACGGGGCGCAGGUGAGCAUCGACGACAGUCAGCUGGUCGACGGCGGCCAGCAGAGCUUCAAGGCCGACGGGGCGCGGGUGAGCAUCGACAACAGCCCGCUGGUCGACGGGGGCCAGCACAGCUGUAAGGGCAACCAGGGCAGUACCCACUACUCCCACCUGACGGAGGUGAGCGAGGUCGACGUGAUGCAGGACCUGGCGCGGCGAGCCGUGCACAGGCAAUGGUGGCGUGCGCGACAUGAGAUAGCGGACGAGUGGAUAUUCGAAAUCGCCCUGGCGGCGGACUGGGCCAAGCAGGACAGCAUUGGUCCGUGCGCCCAACCGUUACACCGUUCGCUGGCCAUGACACGGCCCAGCGCGCACAAGCACCCCUUGCUCCAAGGCUGGGUCGGACACAGGACCAACCGCAUGGGCGUGGGGCUGCAGACAUGGGGGCACUCGGCGCCCAUGUGGGGCGAAGGAUUCUUCGUGAACGACAUGUGCCCGUUUGGGCACAGGCAUUUCGCCGACGACUCGCUGGUCGUCGAUGAUGUCCUUCAGAAAAUGGGUGCAGCUCGAGCGGACCACAGCGACCUGGUGCUCGAUCGUGAGGCGGCGUGCAUGGCAGCAGACGAGGGA